AUGUUAUUUACUCAGUCUUCCGAAGAGACAGGCCGCCAGCACUCGCAGGUUCUGAAUCCUGCUCCCGAACUGGCUUCAUUUCCCUUGUUCCCCAACUUGCCCUCCGAGAUUCGAUGUAUGAUAUGGCAAAAUGCCAUGACUUAUGAGCGGAUCAUCAAUGUUGAGCUUUUUGACUCUUAUCACCUGCAGAGUCCCCCACAGAAUCGUCAACAAACCAGCACGGGCAAUGCAACUCCGUUUGGCCCAUCGCUGGGUAGAUACACCGCCACUGUCCUCAAUGGAGGGGGUAUGAGUGCGCUCUUUCAUACUACAUCCGAGUCACGGAGGGAAGCAAAAGAGUUCUACCGCGUUCGACUACACAGUGUUUCGUUCAGGAGAGACAAGACUAUGGUGAAUGGAACGCUCUAUCUGUGCCCUGAGUUGGAUACCAUAAACAUCAACAUAAUCGUGGGCAGUCUCAAGGGCUUUGAUGAGUUUGCCUCUGAUGUCUGGAAGAAAGACCCGAAAAAGAUUGGCCUCGUCAGUAUCGGGAUCUCUGCAGAUCUUACCAUGCAAAGCGCCCUACGGAUUAUCCACUCACGACCAGGACGGCACCAAGCUUUCAAAGAAUGUAUUGAAAGACUGGAGCGCAUCAUAUUUGUUCGAGAAAUAACCUGUUACCCUUCUGGUAUUGUAUCCGCCUUCCCAGGUACCGGUGGAGAGUUGAAUCGAUCUGUCCCUAUCGCCGGGAAAUCUGGAGGGGUUGAUUGCUUGGAGGCCGACCCGAGACCGAUUAUGAACGAUCUAAAGAGAGUCUACCUUGGACCUGGCGAUCCUCGCAUAGCUGUUCGUGCCUGGUCCUACCUACUGAUGAAACUGGGAAUCAAGAAUGAUAGCCUAAGCAGAAACUCGAGCUUCAAGCUAUGCUAUGGCGAAACGCGAUUGUUUAAUCAUCUCACUCGUGCGCAAAUAGCCAACAACAACAGGAGAGGCGUGCAUGAGUGGAUGGGGGAGGAUCUGGCUUAUUCUAAAAAGCGUCGGAGAGUAUGGGAGAUAGCCGAAGAGUCUAGAGAAGCACCGCAGCUGGCUAUAGGAUUCUGGCUCUUCCCUUUGGAGAGUAUCGGACCGCUCUAUGAAAAGACAAAGAGGAAGGGAGAACGUAUCAGACCCGAUGCGGACAGUCCAACCCCUGUCAAACCUGAGUUCGACCGGGUCGAGGAUAUGACAAAAUAUCCACCAAAGCUUUAUUUGUGUCAUUUACCUACCAAGUAG
This is a messenger RNA of Fusarium sp. VM40, 1251 nucleotides long. The record is from the annotation of a GenBank genome assembly. Lineage: Eukaryota; Fungi; Ascomycota; Sordariomycetes; Hypocreales; Nectriaceae.